Messenger RNA from Geodia barretti, 10241 nucleotides. Lineage: Eukaryota; Metazoa; Porifera; Demospongiae; Tetractinellida; Geodiidae. The record is from the annotation of a GenBank genome assembly.
AAGCAAGCAUGUCGGCCGACGUGAGAGCUAGAGAGAAUGGGUCUGGGUCUGAUUUGGACCUAUGUUCGGACCAACAAAAAUCUGACCCAACAACGCUUUUACUGCUGCCACUGUUCCUCUCCCUUUUCUGGGUUUUACUGGACCUGUUUUACUCCUCCGCUUUCCUCGGGUGGUUGGUGAGUCGCUUGGCGAGUUUGGUCCUCACCGACAGCGGAAUUCACCUUGGGAGCAUUCAACUCAGCCCCCUGACUAGUAGAAUACUCUUCAAAGACCUACGCUACUACUGCAGAGAUUAUUCCAUCAGUGUUGCAGAUGGCUAUAUAGCACUUCAAUGGUGGAAAAGAGCUGGGGUUGGAGCAUGCUGCCUUGGGUCAGCGGAGACAAGGAAUGCCCUGGUUCUGUUCCAGCUCAAUGGCUUUCAGCUCCACUGGUACAACUGGAGUGAUUUGUAUGACAACUGGGGUAGAGAUGGCUCCACAGAAGCUACUGGUGUGGCUGAUACUGUGGCAAACAACAGUCUUGCAUGGACUCUGUGGAAAGAUCUGCGACCAUCUUUACACUUUGCCAUUAACAAGGGAAGACUUGUGUUUGGUAAUCACCUUAUCGAGAAAAGUUUUGCAGUUUAUUCCCAUAGAGCAGAGGCCUAUUACCACACAACUGAGGCCAGUAAUGCAUUUGAUGAGUUGUUGCACGUGGUGAGGCUGAGGGGAGCCGAAAUCAGGGCAGUGUUGGAGUCCAGCUCAGGUGACGCUGUGGACAAUGUUGACCAGUUGCUGAGAUCAGACUGGGCCAGUGUUACCUAUUCGUGGGACUCCCCAGGUCUGGUUCCACUUGGGGACACCCCAGACCCUCAGUUCUCUUGGAAGGUGGAGCUGGGUACCAACUCUGUCAUCAACUAUGGCUCGUAUGCUAACCACCACAGACACUUUCUGCAGAGAUUCUUUUUCCCCAAUGACUACUCAGUAAGGCCUCCUUCCUGCAUUCCUCAACCCGGGGAGAGAAGGAUCUUCACUCACAUGGAUAUCUCUGUUCGUCUGUCCUCCAAAGGAUUUUUCAAUAUCCCCUUCCGUGAUGAUAAAGAUAAGCUGCACCAGCUUGGAUUUUCCCUUGGAGAAGGAUCAGAGGUUAACAUUCAUCAACCGUGGAUCACCAAGGAUGAUGGGUAUACUUCGCGGGUCACGGGAACCUUGGAAGCUGUGGUAGUGACUUCAGACAUGAGUUAUCCUCAUCUUGCUAGUGCUGACUCGCUCCAGUUGGACAUAGCUCUCCAUUUCCCACGGGUGUGGAAUGCCACUCAGCAAUGGGAUAUGAAACUAACAGCGUCUAAAGUUGAAAUAUCUAUUCUGUUCUCCUACAUUGACUUUGUAAAUGCCUUGCUGGAUGACUGGCUGGGUUCAGAUGAUUCAGACCUCUUGUACUUUAUCCCUCUGGACUGGACCAUCACAGUUGCUUUCUCGGACUACGAGAUCUACCUGUUCACCUCACGCUACAACUGGCUGGACAGGGAUUGCCUGGAGAAUGCUCGUCUGGCAUUCUGUGGAACCACUGGUCAGAUCAAGCUCCACUUCCCUUCUUCUGUGUUCAACCCUGCUGAGCAGGAGGUCACUUUCUCAGCAGAAGGCAAGGAUAUCGUGGUCAGACAUUUUGUGCCACCUUCCGAUUCAGCAAAGGAGGCAGUGCUUGCCCUGGCAGCUGCUAACAAGCAUCGGUGGAGAGUGAUGGAAGGGACUGGUUCAGCCAACAGAGGGUCUGCUGACAGAAAAGCAUUUCCCAUGGGGUAUAGAGGACACACGCGUAUGGAGGAUGGCUGGGUGGACCUGGCAUGUGGCCCUGUCAUCUCUCUAGUCAUUCAAUACACCAGUCGGAACCAUCACCCAGACUCUGAGGUUCCUCACACUCUGCAUGUUAAUCUCAGUGCUCCGUGUGUUCUACUGAGAGUCUUUGGGUUCUUGGCCACAGAUCUGCUUGGGUUAAAGGAGAACUACCCUGGAAUCUAUCUGGAGUUCUCCACGUACAACUCAACCUUUCCUCCAGACACUCCCACCCCCCAACCUCCCCCCCAACCACCCCUGACAAGCGUGCCUCCUGCAUCCCCACCUUCUGGACUGCCUGACCGACCAAAGCUACGAUUUGUAGACAUUAUCGUUGAUUUUGCUCUUCACAACAUCACUGCUGAAUUUCCGACAUUCCCUAGCAAAGGACUGCCCGAGGAUGCUGCUUUGCUGUCCCUGUGUACAGACAAACUGGCCAUCCUAUUGUACUACACAGAGACUGAUACAAAAGUUUACCUACACGUCACUCCUUUCACUGUGCUCAUUCCUUCAUGGCCUUCUAGUAAUGGUGCUGAAGUGGGUCACAUGCUAUGUGGUGGGCUCCAGCUGAACUGCCAUGGACUCACAGAGAUGCUGGUGGGGGAGAGGGUUGAGUAUGCCUGGCUCAUGCAGCUCCAAGUCAACAAGAUCACUGCAGCUCUCUCUACUGCUCAGCUUGCUGAGGCAGGGGCAUGGCUGCAGACUGUGGUCCACCAAGUUGUGGGUGUGGCAGACACAAGGGUGGGGGCCCCAAACGGCGUGCCAAUCCAGCCGAGGGUGGAACCUCUGUCAGAAGACAUUAAGUACUUCCUCUUUGACCUCACUCUAGCUGAGGUGGACUUCAUUGUUCUGGAGGGAGAGCAGUUUCUCAGACUGCAGAGUCCUGGUUUGGAUGCUGGUAUGUGCAAGCUUCAUGCUGAGGGUGAGACGCUGGGGAUGUCCCUACAGCUUCAAGGUCUCUCCUGCUCUGUGGCUACACCUGUUGUGGGAGAGCCUCGCAGACUGGCUGAAGCUGGCCGGCUGGCAGUGGGACCUGUUCAGGUAGAGCUCUCUUUACGAGAACCAGAGGAUUGUGUGCCUCAGAGGCAGUGGGACUUCCUGAGGAGAGCUGACGCACGUAGCAGACGUCUCUGGUUCCUGUGGGCUGAGCAACUCCAGCCUGACUGUGGCUGCUCUGGAGGGUGCGAGUUUUUGGAUGGCUCCAUCUCUCGCCAACCUGUGCUGCUUCCAGCGACUCCAUCCUCCACACUGGACCAAAGGCCAGCCAACAAUACAGUGUUAAUGUCUCUGAAGAAAUCUCUGCAGAGAGUGUGCCUUCGUGACAUUGCUUGUCCCCACCUGUUGCACACGGGACUCCUGGACUACUAUGAGGGAGAAUACCAGUCUUCACCGAGCCAACCUUCCGCUCCUGGCUCUGAAACUGAGUCCUUUGCAUCGGCCAAGGAUUCUCUCAGCUCAGAGUACAAUUCGGACACCAAUGAAUUCUACAGUCUUGAGAAUGUGAACGAGGCAGGGCUGGAUGGACACACUAUUCCUGGCAACUGGAGAAGCGAUAUGGAGGAAGGCAGAGAGACGGGGACACAGGAUCCUCUGUAUUCCCUUCUUCCCUCUUACAAGUACAACGUUCUUACUCUCCAUAUCAGCAGAGAGGCUCGUUGCACACCUCAGUCCAAGGAUGAGGGGGAGAGGCCUGGGGAUCGCCGGCUGCAAUCUGACACUCAGUUUUUUGCUCCUGCAGAGAUGAGCAGCCAUGCAAGGAGGCCAUCAGAUAUUCCACUGAACUCUCCUCCUACAAACCAGACCAAGAAUUAUGCCGUACUGCGACUCCCUGUUCUGAGCCAAGACCAGCCAGGGAAACUCCCUGCUGUCGGCAGCAGUCACGCCACCCACUCAAGAGAGACACCAGGCAGCAGACGACAGACUGGUGAGCUUCAAUCUCGGCUGACUGUGCAAGUAAGAGCACUGGGUGAUGUUACUGCCACCCUUUCUCCUCCCUCCACAAGAGUCAUAGCCAGUGUGGUGCAGUCACUGACUCACUACUUCUCACAGAGAGCAGCUGCAGCUGUGCUUACAGGCUGCUCCUUGGAGACCUGCCGGUCUCUGGACUCAUAUGUCACCAGACUCCUUCAGUCGCCUAACCCAAACCCCUUCUCUGCAGAAAUAUCUCUGGCUGUUGAGCCCGAGUGCAGUUUUGGCUUUCAGUUGCUCCAGUCGCACCCAAUGCAACAUCAGCUUUCAUCGGGAGUGAAAGGUCCUGUGUGUUCUCUCAUCACAGCUGCCAUGUCGGGCCUGCAGGUCAGCUCUCUGCUGCAGACUUGCAGUCGAUUCAAAGCUGAAGAUGAGGACAACUCGGCAACGGUGUCCUCCCUGCAACUUUGCUUGCAAGGAAAAUGUUCAUCCCUACAAGUGUCACUGGCGGCCCAACUCCACUAUGGUGAAGAGAAUUGGUCCUCUCUUCCAAACCUUCGCACAAAGUUGCAUGAGGAAUCUCCACUAAUUCAACCAAGACCUGAUAUAUGCCGACUGCUAGAGGGCGGCUGCUUUUCUUUGUCUUUCACAGUGGCUGCCAAAGUUGUGACAAUGGAGAUAAGCCCAAAGACAGUUCUUACUUGGGAGCACGUUCAAACCCUGGACAUCGGGACCAGUGGCAAAACACCCUCCCUUCAGCAGAAGGAAGAGGUCAGCAAUCAACUGGCAGUGUCAGUGUCUCUGCCUCAGGUGUGGGCUGAGGUGGCUGCUCCUGUCACUGGCACACCGAGUCCCACAACUGGUCUGUGCAAUCUGAGUUCUUGUGAGUAGCUGAAGAAUGGCUUUCUUCUCUCUGACAGGUGGACUGGACCUUCUCCUGGGGUACGAGGUUGGUGUAGUGUGGCAGAGGCACCUGGAGGCUGUCAUAAGUGGAGUAAAGACGAUGAUGGCUGUGAAACAAGACAGAGACAGAAGGACUCUCCUGUCGCUGCUCACUAAUGCUGCUCGUGGCACUCUCAAAGAGAAGGUAUCCAGUGUCCUCGCAACUCCUGUGGCAUUGGCAGUACGGCAGUGUGUGGCCUUCUGCUGUCUCCUUCAGAUGUGGUCCUCUCUUCCUGCCUUCUCUGAGGCCUCGCUGAACUCCAUCCCUUCCUCCCAUUCCUGCACAGAUGAGCUCCUUGCCACUGCCAUCUCUCUGGCAACCAGGAUCCUCUCAGAGGAUGAGUUCUCCACAGCGAAGAAGAGGCUUCGCUCCACUCCUGUGCCCAUCGACCCUGCAACCUGCCCCAGCUGUGGGCCGUACCGACUUCAACACCCCAUAGAUAGCUCUGCCUCCAGCUCCCAUUCCAAUGGUGGCUACAUCAAAGGAAUCAGCCCCUCGCCUUCAGAGCUAGCUCUGCCCAAUGUUGCCUUCAGCACUGAGCAACUCAACCAGUUAGACAUCCUAACAUUCGAGGAGAUAUACCUAUUCGUUUCAUUUCACAAAAUGGUUAUUAUUCGAGAGUCACUGCUUCCUCUGCUGACUGCUAUCAGUGUUUCCAUUGGUCCGCAGCUCAGAGUUCCUUGCCACAAUAAGAGACUGCUGCAGGUUGACUGCUCCAUUCAGCUGAGGGAAGGGACAGUUUGUGUUGCUGAGGCAACGUCUAGCCCCACUCUCCCUGCUUUCCAACUGGAACAGGUCUCCAUACAGGGCCACCUGCUGGCCAGUUACGACUUCCCCACAUCUUCCCAGCCUCCCUCUUUCUUGUUGCUGUCAAGAAGCACAACAGAAGGUGGCCCUGAGACUAACAGUAGUGUCAGAGGGAAUGUCAGUGCCCAGGCUGGCAUUGUGAGUGUUGGGAUCACUGAACCACUCAUGAAACUAUCUAGACAUCUCAUUGAGACCUCAAAGAACAUUUCACACAGGCCACGACCAACAGCCAAAUCUCCCGGCAGAGAGAGUGGAGAAAGUUCUGGAGCUCAGCCGUCUGGUCUGUGGAACUUUGCACAGAGAUUGGUCGAAGAGCUGGCAACUUUGCAGAGUGAACCACCCCGUGUUUCCCUCAGCCAUCCGUCAUCUGCUAGCUCUGUCCACUCCCGAUCAGUCCGUGCUGUAAUAACAGACUUGAGCCACAGUCCCCGUGAUAUUUACAUCAGCUCACCAACUGAAGCUCCUCACCCUCUCUCCCCGCCAACUGAGCCACCCAGCUCCCUCCCAUGUGGACUCUCACUGGAUUCUUCCAGCUCUGAGGUCCCCAUUGCAGCAGACCAUGCCACCACAACUCCAACAUCUCCUGCCUCCCAGAGUCCCCUGGACACCAGCGGAGCAGAUCUCCCCAGUUCAGACGACAUGCACCUGUCCUCUGGGUCCCAGCACAAACUUCCCACUCCCCCACCCAUCUCUCCUGAGCCCCCACAGCCCAGCGAGACUGUGGACUGGGUCACUGACGUCAGUCCUCUCUACCAGGUCCUCCAAACUCCACCAACCCAGCUCAGCCACUCCUUAUUUGGACUGUUGCGGGUGGACUCGGUGUCAGUAAAUCUUAAUGUUGAAACAUCAACCUCAUCCCUGCGUCUGGCAGGUAUCACUGGCAGUGUGGACAGCUGCAAACUGAGCACAGCUACUGAGAGGCUCCAUCUGUGGCCUUCGUACCUGUCGCUGAUGGCUACAGUCAAGACCACCCAGCUGGCAAUCAGCGAUCACUCACUUGACAUAGUGCGGCUUGUGUCCCAGCCAAUCCACUUCUCUGUGGGGCUCAGUAACAGCUCCCUGCUCCCCCUGCCGUCCUACCGCUGCCUGUUAAAGAUGUUGGGCUGCCAAUUGGUUGUCAAACAACCUCCAGUGCUAGUGCACAAGAGAGUCCAGCAGCUUUUGCCAGCAUUCACUCGGAUCUACCAAGAUGUGUUCUCCCCUGUCUCAGAGCAAAUGGCGUCAGCCAGACCAGAGGCCCCGCCUCAUGCUAGCAACAACGCUCCUGUGCAAAUGCCUUCUCAGCUUCCUCAAGGCUAUACCCACUUCAGUCUGGCCAGAGUGGAGCUGGUCAUGACUCCCCUUCCCUCUCUCAGUAUCACAUACACGAUUCAUCCUCUGACAGCCCACAUAGAGACUACUCAGAAGAUUGCAUACCAGCUCUUCAUUGGUACUCACACUCUCAGGUUCAACCCCAGAGAGCAGCAGGUCACACUGCGCAGUCUGGCGCUGCCGACAGUGAGACUGAGUGGAGAUGUCAGAAGAGGUCUGGACAGGCAUCUCCCACAAGUCUCAGUCUGUCUGACAGUGCAGAAAGUGAACAUCGACCUCACUACUGACUCCCUCAAUCAGCUUCUGGUUCUUCAGAACUCGUUCAUCAAGGAGGUGAAUGAGUUAGCUCAGCUCUUCAUCAGCAUAGGGGAGAGUCUCCCGCAGCAGAUGGCAGGCCGCAGUGCUGGGCUCCAGAGAAGAGACAGUGAUCCAGGAGCAGACCUGGACCUCCUUUCCCUCCUGGACUCCUGCCGUGUGUCCAUCGAUGAGAUCUCUGUCACUGUCAGCACUCCACUCUGCACUGCUCUACGUUUCCAGACCAGCCGCAUUGAUAUGCUCAUCACCAACUCAGAGAGUCAGGCUCCUCUGGCAGAUGUGCCCUUAGCAAAGAGCCAGCUGCUACUUCUUGGUCGGGUUGACAUACAUGUCAACCUAGCCCUUGGAUACCUCCAGGAUUCCUCCAGUGAAGACGAUGAUUUCUGUGAGCUGGCAUACUUCAAGACAAAGAUCUCCAUCAGAAACACACAGCAGAAUGCUCCACGGCUCUCCCUCGUGGGCGGGGCUAGUGAGAACGAGGGUGGAGUUCCACUGGACACAUUCUUCAUCUCAAUCAUUUGUCCCCAUCUCUACAUACAGUCUUCAGCAGUGGAGCAAGCCAUUCUAUUCUGGCUCAACUGCAAGAGUGUGUACAGCUACUGGCAGAACCAGAGAAAGUUGCUCAAUGAAGAGGUCCAGAUUGCGACAGAGAAGUUUGUAGCUCAGAUCCAGUCUCGGAGACAGAAGCCAGACAGCAGAAGAGCUGGAAAUGACUGUGAGGGCUCCUCUCUGGAAUUCUCCAAGCCUCGUCUGGUCCAGAUCAGCAUGACUGAUGUUGGGGCCUGCAUGCCCAUGUCUCCUGUGCUCUACACUCCGCAGACCUCACAGUCAUUUCCAGCUCUAGUGCUGACCGUGAAAGAGAUGCUGCUAGUGCUGAACCUGAGCAGACGAGUAGCCAGCUCUGGAAGCCUGUCUGGCUUCUGUCUGAGGUUUGCCAACCAGUUCACUCUGAGACAGAGAACAUGGACCACAGACCUCAAGAAGAACAAGAUGAUCAACUGCGGUAUCGUCAGCCAGGGAACCUUCAGACUGUGUGUGGCUACAAAGAAGCAACACAGUGAAACUGAUGAUUCAGUGGUUCUUGGAGAGAAAUUGGUGUGGGCAUUCCAAUGGGACAUGUCAGGAAUUGACGUCAAUGCCAAUUCAGACAUUGGCCACCAUUUAUCUACCUUGGUCCGCACGGCAACAACCAUUGGCACCAGUUUGGAGGGUCAGCAACCGACUCACCUCGCCCGCACCACUGCUCCUGCCACUCCUCCCACCAAGACACCUCGCAAACUGCACAAGAGAGCCAUGUCAGAGGCAGGACCAGUCAGACACGAGCCCAAGAGAGUCCACAUGGAGGAGGGUAUGACCAAUCUGGCCAAGGGAACUAUCAACGUCUCCAACUUACAGUCUCUGGGUGCCAGUCGAGAGAGCAUCAAGAGGGAAAUGGAGGUCCUGAAAGAAACAGAGCAGCAGCUGAGGAAGAACGUGGGCAAGUUGUUCAGACGACGCAGGGGCUUCUCUUUCCAGAGAAUCGCCGAGUUCUUCAAACCAACCAGUGCCGGGAGGGUGGGAAGAGGAAGGGGAGUUGGGAUGCAGAGACACUGGACUUUGAAGGCCCCUCGGAGGCUGUUCAGUGCUGGAGACUCAAGGUCUACCAUCCCGGAGGAGGUGCCAGAACUGACCCAUUCCCCAGUGAGGCAGCGAGCAAAGACACUGCCUGGAGGCAGACAUCUGCGCACUGUGUCAGAUGUGACAGAGCAGUUCACAACUGCCAGAGAUGAGGAUAGCUCUUCCCCUGGCCUCACUCCCUCAGCAACUCCAGUUCCCGGAGAAGAGGUCCCUGGUUCUCCGUUCCCUCCCACUCCAUAUUCCUCCACCCCUGCCCACCAGACCUUCUCCUUCCUGCCUCAGAAGCCAGCUGAGUCACAGCGCAGUGGACUAGUCACCUCCAUUGAUGUGGAGGUCAACAUCACAGUCAAUAUAGACAGUGGAAUAGUGAAACUGCGCUGUAAGGAAGAGAGUGUUCCAAUUCAACGGACCUCCAGUCCAAGUCUGCUUGCUCAUGCCCACUACCUGAUGCACACCUACUGUGCUUCUUCCUCCUCUCCUCUCCAGCCACGCAAGCAACAGGGCGGCUCAGCAAACGACACUAUUAUCAUUCUCAUACCAGCUCUCAGUGUUCAGGUCCACUACACAAUCUCUCAUUGGAGAGUCCUAUCAGUUCCCUUCUCCAUCCUCAUCCCUCGCGCCAUGACCCCCCACUUCCCCGAGCAACAACUACCGAACAUUGAAAUCUCCCCAGGCACUCCAGACUCUGUGGCCCAAGCCCUGAAGAGAGGAGUACUGCAGUGUCAGUGGUGGUUAUGUCGACUCCUGAGGACAGACUCUUACCCCAAGUCUACUAGAGUUUGUGGAGCAGGUGUGCGACCACAAUCGCAGCACAGCGUGGUGGCAAGCCGACAGGCAGUAGUGAUGGGGAGAGUGAGGAGGGAAGCGAGGGAGAGGAAGAGGAGGACACUCGGGAGAAGACGGACACUCCACCCAUCUCAUUCCCAGUCGACGUCACCAUUGUGUUUCACAUGCAGCCAUCCAGAGUCUGCUUCUCUGCAGCCUCACUCCCAAGUCCACUGCAUUGUGUGCAGCCCAACGUUAACUUUUGUUGUUUCCUUCCCUCUUCUCAGCAAGAGAGGUGGAGGGAGCAGUCAUCCCCUACACCCCACUCGGUCGUCACCUUCAACAACCUGUUUGUGACUGGCUGCCUCAGACCUUUACACUGCAGUUUUGUCCUCAUGUCCACAAGUCUCUUCUCUGAAGCAAAAUGAGUCAGAGAGUCAAAGACAACAGACAAGAGGCCCUCUCUUUAACUCUACGGGCAAGCUCUUGGUUCAUACCUGUCCCGCAUAGUACGGUGUGAUGCUGUUCUGUGUAGCAUAGCAUGAGAUAGGGCUCUCUCAGAAGAUUCUCAUCAGCCCAGCCAACUUCAUGGUGUGCGGGGGUGGCCAGCGCAUUGCCCAGCCUUGUGCUCUGUUAGACUAUGAUAUGCGCUGAAUAGCUCAAAUGACCUCACUGUCAUUCCGACGAUACUGCAGGUACCGAGACUAGUCGCGGUGGAAUGAGGCCUUCAUCUGGCUCAAAGAAACUAGCAACAGUUGGACUGC